This is a messenger RNA of Scophthalmus maximus (turbot), 2928 nucleotides long. RefSeq names its product nucleoporin 93 (gene nup93). The record is from RefSeq and is a predicted model, not a curated record. The transcript is spliced from 22 exons. Bases 163 to 2622 code for a protein of 819 amino acids. Gene Ontology annotation, cellular component: nuclear pore. Gene Ontology annotation, molecular function: structural constituent of nuclear pore. Gene Ontology annotation, biological process: poly(A)+ mRNA export from nucleus; protein import into nucleus. NCBI's taxonomy places the organism in Eukaryota, Metazoa, Chordata, Actinopteri, Pleuronectiformes, Scophthalmidae.
UGGUCCAAUCAGCGUCGACUCCAGAAGUGCCGGGGCAAAUAACAUGAUUUGAUGCAUGUUGUGUCGCUGAGCUAACUCGAAUAAGAGGCACUUACUGAAAAUAGCGUUGACCGGAGGAAUACAAACAGGACGAUACUAACAUCCACCCCAUACAGCAGAGGUAUGGACGCAGAGGGCUUUGGGGAGCUGCUCCAGCAGGCCGAGCAGCUGGCCGCGGAGACGGAAGCCGUGUCAGAGCUGCCGCACGUCGAGAGGAACCUCCAGGAGAUCCAGCAGGCGGGAGAGAGGCUCCGAUCCCGCACGCUGACUCGCACCUCACAAGAUGCUGCCGACGUCAAAGCGUCAAUUCUCCUCGGAUCCAGAGGCUUAGACAUCUUCCACAUUUCCCAGAGGUUGGAAACUCUCAGUGCUGCCACCACGUUUGAGCCACUGGAGCCAGUCAAGGACACUGACAUACAGGGCUUCCUGAAGAAUGAGAGGGACAACGCCCUGCUGUCCGCCAUUGAGGAGUCUCGUCGCAGGACGUUCCUGUUGGCUGAGGAGUACCACCGCGAGUCCAUGCUGGUCCAGUGGGAGCAGGUGAAGCAGAGAGUUCUGCACACGCUGCUCGGAGCCGGAGAGGACGCGCUGGACUUCAGUCAAGAUGUGGAGCCCAGCUUUGUGAGUGAAGUGACGGCUCCAGGAAGGAGUGCGUUGGACAGUGUGGAGGUGGCUUAUGGAAGACAGAUUUACAUUUUCAAUGAGAAGAUAGUGAAUGGUCACAUUCAGCCUAAUCUGGGAGACUUGUGUGCUUCUGUCGCGGAAAGCCUGGAUGACAAGAACGUAUCAGACAUGUGGCUGAUGGUGAAGCAGAUGACGGACGUGUUGCUCGUACCAGCUAAAGACACACUAAAGAGUCGCACUUCAGUCGAAAUGCAGAUGGCCUUCGUACGCCAGGCGCUCAGCUUCCUUGAGAACAGUUAUAAAAACUACACCAUGGUUACAGUAUUUGGGAAUCUUCACCAGGCCCAGUUAGGUGGGGUGCCAGGAACGUACCAACUAGUCCGCAGUUUCCUCAACAUCAAACUACCAGGGCCCCUGCCUGGCAUGCAGGAUGGGGAGAUCGAAGGCCACCCGGUGUGGGCUGUGAUCUACUACUGCCUGCGCUGUGGAGACCUGAAUGCAGCCAUGCAGGUGGUGAACAGAGUGCAACAUCAGCUCGGAGACUUCAAGACCUGGUUCCAGGAGUAUAUGAACAGCCCCGACAGACGCCUUUCCCCGACUUCCGAGAACAAGCUUCGUCUGCACUACCGCAGAGUGCUGAGGAACAGUGCCGACCCCUACAAGAGAGCCGUCUACUGCCUGAUCGGGAAAUGUGACAUCAGCGAUAACCACGGAGAGGUGGCGGACAAGACUGAAGACUACCUCUGGCUUAAGAUGAACCAGGUGUGUUUUGACGAUGAGGGCAGCAGCUCAUCUCAGGACAGACUGACUCUGCCACAGCUACAGAAACAACUGCUGGAGGACUACGGCGAGUCCCAUUUCUCUGCGAGCCAGCAGCCCUUCCUGUAUUUCCAGGUGUUGUUCCUGACCGCUCAGUUCGAGGCGGCGUUGGCAUUCUUGUUCCGCGUCGAGAGACUGCGCAGUCACGCCGUGCACAUGGCGUUGGUGCUGUACGAGCUCCGGCUGCUGCUGAAGUCGUCUGGCCAAAGCGCUCAGCUGUUGAGUCAGGAGCCCGGGGACCCGCCCAUGGUUCGCCGCCUCAACUUCAUCCGUUUGCUCAUGCUUUACACUCGCAAGUUCGAGUCCACCGAUCCACGGGAAGCCCUGCAGUACUUCUACUUCUUACGUAAUGAGAAGGACAGCCAGGGAGAAAACAUGUUCAUGCGCUGCGUCAGUGAGCUCGUUAUUGAGAGUCGAGAGUUCGACAUGCUGUUGGGGAGAUUAGAGAAGGACGGCAGCAGGAAGCCCGGAGUCAUAGAUAAGUUUGCCGGGGACACGAGAGCCAUCAUCAGUAAAGUGGCUCUGGAGGCGGAGAACAAGGGCUUGUUCGAGGAGGCAGUCCGACUCUACGAGCUGGCCAAGAACCCAGAUAAGGUGUUGGAGUUGAUGAACAGACUGUUGAGUCCCGUCAUAGCUCAGGUCAGCGCUCCGCAGUCCAACAAGGAGAGGCUGAAAAACACGGCGGUGGCCAUUGCUGAGAGGUAUCGUUCUCAGGGCGUAGCAGGAGAUAAAUCCGUCGACAGUACUUUCUACCUGCUCUUGGACCUGAUGACGUUCUUUGACGAGUACCACGCAGGACACGUCGACAGAGCCUAUGACGUGAUGGAGCGUUUAAAGCUUCUUCCUCUCAGUCAGGACAGUGUGGAGGAGAGAGUGGCUGCUUUCAGGAACUUCAGCGAUGAGGUGCGGCACAACCUGUCCGAGGUGCUGCUGGCCACCAUGAACAUCCUGUUCACCCAGUACAAACGCCUGAAGGGGCCGGCAGGCACACCUGGACGACCACAGAGGACCAUCGAGGACAGAGACAUGCAACUGCGCAGCCAGGCCCGAGCCCUGAUCACCUUCGCUGGCAUGAUUCCCUACAACAUGGCCGGGGACACCAACGCAAGACUGGUGCAGAUGGAAUUACUGAUGAACUGACAUGUCAAAAUACACACACACACACACACACACACACACACACACACACACACACACACACACACACACACACACACACACACACACACACACACACGCACGCACGAUCACACUCGUACACACUUGUCUGCCAUUUUGUUUUGUAUAGGCUACAGUAUUCAUCAGUAUGUUAACAGAUACAUCUUCAUCCUCCACACUUCUGUUUUUUGUCAUUUUCCCCCAUUUUGUUGUUUCAUAUUUUGUAUCUGUGAUGAUUUGGAAUAAAAAAAAAAGUUAACUUUUCAGUUGCCUUUUUGUUGAACGCUU